ACAUUUCCCUUCACAAACCAUCUCUUUUUUUUUCUUUUUUUUUGGUGGUAACAUUCCCAAACCAUCUCUGUCCCUCGGCCGAUGCGAUUUCAGCUGUCCGAUGGGGUGCGGUGGCUCGCGGCUAAAUGCUGAACGUGAAGCCAUCCCGGCCAAAGUCCGGCCCUUGCUCCGCCGGAGGAUAGAGGAAAUUCGAAGGCGGAGACAUUCCAACGGAGGAAAAGACACGACUCCUUGCGGGACAGAGUUGUUGCUUAGUCGUGAUGGUAAGGCAAGAGAUGAUGAAGAUGAGAUUGAAAAUAGCAUGGUGAGUUGCGUGACGUCGGAGGACUCGAAGGGGUCCACGGCCAAAAGUACAGAAGCACGGGAUCCACAGAGAGAGGAAAGCCCGAAAGAGAAUAGCAAGGAGGGGGGGAAAGAGGAAAAGGCAGCGAAGGGAAAUGUCGAGGCAGGAAGCCAAAAUGAUGCCAAGGAGGAGGAUGGAAGUCAUGGUAAUAAAGAAGAUGAUGAAGGUUUGCAAGGUGACGAGAGCAGCAUAUUGUUUCCGGGUUCGCCGAGUUUCAGAAUCUAUUUCACGGAUAAUUUGGAUGAGGAUGACGACGAUGAUGACAAUGACAAUGAUGGUGGUAAGAAAGACAUUGGCGGAAACGAAAAGACUAUUAGGGAUCACGAAACGCCACCGGAGAAGGAUUUGCAGGAUUCUGAUCCUAAGAAACUGAAGAAAGGGAGGAAGAGGAGCAGUUUCAGAAAGGUUAUGCCAAAGGGAGGGCAAAAUGCUAUGAAGAACCUGUUCAAUGUCAGGUCAUGCUACACUCCGUCUUGCUCUUCCCACGAUCGUGCUCAUCUUCUUACAGAAAAGACACCGGCUUGAUUGAUUGAAGUGAGAAAAAAGAAGAUAGCUUACACUAGUUCGUGGAUUUCCUAGUCUUUCUGUAUCAGCCAAUACUGUGUCUAUAUAUCAGUCAGGGACAAAGAUGUAACUAAUGAGGGACAACGAUGUAAUCGAUUUAUAUUCUACAAUGUUUAGGGGUGUAAAUGCUUAAGAAAAUAUACGUCUUCAAUCAAUUUUGGCAUCAUGGACGAAUCUGCCAUUGUUAAGUGAGUUAUUUAUCUGCUAA
Rhododendron vialii is the source of this 1115-nucleotide messenger RNA. RefSeq names its product chromatin modification-related protein EAF7. The record is from RefSeq and is a predicted model, not a curated record. The transcript is spliced from 3 exons. Bases 101 to 868 code for a protein of 255 amino acids. Lineage: Eukaryota; Viridiplantae; Streptophyta; Magnoliopsida; Ericales; Ericaceae.